AUGAGUUACUGGCUAUCAUCAUCGCCUUCCGGGCCUUGUGAUCCUUCAAACCAGAAGACCAAAGCUUUGAAACAAAAGAAACUAGUUUUUCGACCUCCCUCGCUGAAGCUUCGAAGGAAACACUUCAGUCUGGAAACCAAAGUCGCAGCUCUCCGAGGCACUGUUUCAGGUCAAUCGAGUCCCAUAGUCAAUAAAGAAGUGCAGACAAUGCCAGCACAGGUUGCAGACACCACCCAUGGCCCGUCUGGAUCGGCCCCAGGGGCCCCUGCUAAACACAUGGCAGCCGACACUAAAAAGACUCAAGGUCAACCACACCAUCUGGGUCUCAAAGAAGAAGACAUCGCUAGCGGGAACGCCGGGGACACUCGGUCUGCCUCCCCGCGGAAAUCUUUAGACACUAUGAUUGACUUGGAAUCACCCCAGGAUUCUGAAGCUGAUUCUGAAAUUUCUCCAUUGUCGGACUAUCCCCAUCCAUUGCGUUCAGCUUCCCGCUUGGCCCGCUUCUUCCCAGAGCUAUCCUCGCACUUCGCCGUUGUCUCCCCGGUCAGUGCUGAUUCCAAAAUGGACCGCUCGACGGGGCCCUCUUUUUUCGAACGAGAACUAGAAGAACGCGUGCAGUCUUUAUAUCGAAGCUCUUCAGAUGUCGCAACCGAUGCACAUGGGGCUGUCGAUAAACCGCAGAUCACCUUCUCGUCUUCUGGGUCUGAUGGGACUUUGGAUUGUGCUUCAUCAUGCUACAGUCAUCGCACUUCGGUGACCAGCGUCGGCAGCACGUUCUGGGGAGAUGAUGGACGACACCCCUACAAAACGGCAGAUGCAUACUCAAUCUAUUCUCCCGUCGCCGCCGGUGUCUUCGACGAUGCCGAUUCCAUCUGUUCCUCGCGGCCUUCGUCAAUAGUUGCGCCCUGCCACCCACACGUGUCAAAACUCGCCCGCCCAAUGCCCAUCGCCAAAAAGGCAUCGAUGAACGAUCUCAAGAACAAGCCCUUGCCACUAGAGCCAUUCUACGGUCCCAGUUCAGCACCGAGUCACCACGACGACUCCCCCCUUUCGGCAGUUUCACCACACCUCAGAUCCAAGUGGUCAACGCAUUUCUCAAAGAGAGACUCACUGAUCUCGUUGCAACAUCCCGCCACAAUGAGCCACGACGACUGGAAGCAUUCCAUGUUACACCAGUUGAAUACCCACCGAGAUUCCAAAGAUCCGUUCCAUACAUGCGGACACAGUCAGCAUCAGCCGCAGCGUCAGGGUCGACAAGGGUCAGAUCUGGUAGUCGCUGGUCAUCGAGCUCGCCAUGUCCCAACAUUGUCGCAGGCCACCGAGGAACUUGAGGAUGCCCUGGCGGGCCUGGGUCAUCAAAAUUUGUCUCACAAAACGCCAUUGAUCCUUGAUGGGCCGUUGCAGAUCAGCCGCCAUAAUGGGGACUUGAUUGCUACCCGGCCCGCGCCCCUCCCCCCUUCCACCAAGCCUCACUCACAAACCCCGCAAGGGAAGUUCACACUGAAGAACAGUGGGGUCAACACAAUUAAAUCAAUAGGGUCAAGUCCAACCAAAGAAAAAAGUCAAAAACUCAGUAAGAGAGAAGCGAAAGACAAGCGAUCGGGCAGGGAUAGGGAGAAGGAGAUGGAUGAAAAGGCCGACGCCAAAACCACUCCAACUUCCAAAGAGACCAUCAAAAAGGCAAAAUCCAAGAAAUCAUUCCUGGCCUUUCGCAAGCAAAGCCCAGCGCCACGCGAUGCAGUUAGCGUCAGCUCCCGGUCGGAAGAUCCCCUUCACAUGACAUUAGAAGGGCAUUCUUCCGAUCCCCUCGAUCUGGCCCCCACGCACAACAGCCUGUUGCUUCAAUUACCUCGUCUACAAACUAAUGGUCUCCGGAAUCCCUUCAAUCACGUUGCGGAACAAGCAUUGUUACCGGGUAGCCCUGGCCCGGUCGCCAUGGAGGGCGUGAAACUAGAGGAGAAGCCCAUAGCCUCCAAAAUCCGUCAGAGCUGGGCUCUGGUCUCGACUGCCCAGGCGAGCAGCGUCCAACUCACCGAACACAUCUAUGAACUUCCCGCUACUCCCCCGUCACCUUUAUCUGCAUUCCAUUCUGAGGCUGAGCGCAAUGUCCCAGUCAAUAUCCCUCUCCCCGAAGAUAUGCCAGUUGAUUUGAUUUUAUCAAUCAUGCAGAACAUCGACUCUCUAGAUGACCUUUUCAACUUCGCCCUCGUCAACAAAAAGAUAUACAUUGCGUUCAAAGGUCGCGAGUUGUCCAUGCUGAAAAAUGCCCUGUUCAAAAUGUCCCCGCCCGCAUGGGAAAUGCGCGAGAUGAGUCCGCCAUGGGAAAUGGAGUGGCAGCUACUUGUAGAUCCUGACUCCCAGGUUCCAGAAUACACGCCCACGCUGUAUCUACAAAGGUACGCGCAGGAUAUAUACACCCUUGCCAAGCUGAAGGCAUUGGUUCUUGCGAGGUGCGCUCCGUUCCUCCGUCGUGAUACUAUUCGCGGUCUGGCGGGCGUGGACAUCACCCGCGCUGAGGAAGUCGACGAUGCGUUCUGGCGGCUCUGGACCUUCUGCCGGAUUUUUGGCAGUGGUAAGGGACGGGAGAAUGAUAUCGCUGGCCAAAUGGACUGGUUAAAGGGUGGUGUUCAGGCGAAGAAUCAUUUCACCUCGGCUUCGAUGAUAACACAGCCUUUCGGUAUGAAUAACGUUCUAUUUGAGCCCCCCGAUGGAUUCGGUCGUGGGAAUCUUUCCGGCUUAUCGCAGAAGCAAAUGUACGACCUAACGGAGAUCUGGACGUGCAUGGGUGUUCUAUUACAGCCGUUGCAUGGAAAGCGCAUUGAAGCUCGCAAGGUCGGCGUUUUCGAUAACAUGAACGUCCCAGAUGGUGAUCUGGCUCGCGAAGAGACUGUUCUCGAGGAAUGGACUUCAUACAUUCUCACGCUCGGUCUAGGCGCAGUCCUAACACUCAGCUCAAUCUGCCCAGCCGAUACCACCGCCGCCACAUUCACUAAGGCCAAGUCAAUCGGUCUCACCAAAUGGGAAGCAGCCGAAACCGAAGCAAGUCGAUCAUCAUUCCUAAAAGAAGCAGUCUCGCGCGCCUAUGAUCUCCAAGAACGGGCCCUUGACAGCCCAACCGAAAUCAGCCCGCAAAAAACAAACCCUGCCGAAAGUGAUCGCGAGAUCCGUGAGCGCCAAGCUGGAUUCGCCUACGAGCUUCGUCAUCGCCGUGAGCGCGGUCUCGAUCCAGAUCCCGAAGGCCGGUUUUCCUUCUCUGCCGAACGGCCUAUGUCGGAGUUCAGCACUAUUGUUCAUAAUCUCAACGCUUCGCUUCAGGAUCACCGGCCCAUUCCAUCUGUGCCUGCGCUCGUUCUUGACAGGUCCUCGACUUCGACUGCUGGGACGGCUCCACAGACCCCAACUCAUCCGUUCGACCCUGCCAGUGUCUUUGCAUCGUCGCAUACUCCACCGACAGCUAUGGUGUCACUGCCUCUGAGGCCGCAGGUUCUGGAUCCUGUUGACCGCGCCAUUGAUAUGAUGGUUAAUGAGCUUGGCUUUAGUACGCAAGAUGCUAAGUGGGCUCUUAAGAUUACAGAUACUGGUGAAGGGAUUGAUGCUACCGCUGCUGUGCAGUUGCUUCAGCGUCAGCGGAAGAAGAAUGAGCGCAAUCCCUUUGGUCAAGGUGAUACCCUACUGUCGGAUGUUAUUAAGCGUCAAAAGUCACAGGAAUUGGGCUGGCACUGGGCUUGA
This is a messenger RNA of Penicillium hordei, 3729 nucleotides long. RefSeq lists its product as uncharacterized. Lineage: Eukaryota; Fungi; Ascomycota; Eurotiomycetes; Eurotiales; Aspergillaceae. The transcript has 2 exons. The record is from RefSeq and is a predicted model, not a curated record. The coding region runs from base 1 to 3729 and encodes 1242 amino acids.